Messenger RNA from Echinococcus granulosus, 321 nucleotides. Its product is annotated as Atrial natriuretic peptide receptor. Gene Ontology annotation, biological process: receptor guanylyl cyclase signaling pathway; protein phosphorylation; cGMP biosynthetic process. The coding region runs from base 1 to 321 and encodes 106 amino acids. The transcript is spliced from 3 exons. The record is from RefSeq and is a predicted model, not a curated record. Gene Ontology annotation, molecular function: guanylate cyclase activity; ATP binding; protein kinase activity. NCBI's taxonomy places the organism in Eukaryota, Metazoa, Platyhelminthes, Cestoda, Cyclophyllidea, Taeniidae.
AUGACCGACGUUGUUCAGGGAAUGGAAUACCUUCACAGCACAAGCCUUAAAGCGCACCGAAGGCUAAAACUCACUCAAUGCAUUGUCACUUGCCGAUGGGUCUUGAAUAUCACCGAUUUCGCAGCUGCUUCAUUCAGAACCAAGUUGGGGGAUGUCUGUGCAUUCGCCAUAAUAAUGCACGAAGUCUUCUACCAGACAAAGCCAUUUGGACUCGAAGAUAUUCUAGUGGAAGAAAUUCUAAAACGAGUCAUAGGUAGAGCAAAGCCUCCAUUUCGUCCACAGGUAAUUCCUUCUUGUCAUUACAAAUUGCCGCCAAACUAA